This is a messenger RNA of Lacerta agilis (Sand lizard), 3466 nucleotides long. It is a transcript of the gene MAML2, whose product is annotated as mastermind like transcriptional coactivator 2. The transcript is spliced from 5 exons. The record is from RefSeq and is a predicted model, not a curated record. Gene Ontology annotation, cellular component: nucleoplasm; nuclear speck. Gene Ontology annotation, molecular function: transcription coactivator activity. Gene Ontology annotation, biological process: Notch signaling pathway; positive regulation of transcription of Notch receptor target. Bases 16 to 3249 code for a protein of 1077 amino acids. Lineage: Eukaryota; Metazoa; Chordata; Lepidosauria; Squamata; Lacertidae.
UCUGAGGCUGCGGGGAUGGGGGACACGGCUCCCCCUCAAGCCCCGGGUCUCCUGGGAGGAGGUGGCGGCGGCGGCGGCGGCUCCGUGGCGGCGCCGCGGGUGCACAGCGCGAUCGUGGAGCGGCUGCGGGCGCGCAUCGCCAUCUGCCGCCAGCACCACCUGAGCUGCGAGGGGCGCUACGAGCGGGGCCGGGCGGAGAGCUCGGGCCGCGAGCGGGAGAGCACCUUGCAACUCCUCAACCUGGUGCAACACGGCCAGGCGGCCAGGAAAGGAGGCAAGCACAGCAAGGCGGCGGCGGCGGCAGCGGCGGCCAAUGGUCACGGCGGAGGCGGCAGCAUCGCGGCUUCGGCUCCUUCUGCGAACGCUGCAGCGCCCCCUCCGGCGGACUACUAUCGCCAGCAGCUGAUCAGCAACGGAACGACUGGUGUCAGCAGUGGGAUCAACGGAGAGCAGCCCGGCUCGGCCUCUGGAGGGGAACAGAGGAACCCCGCGCUCAUUGCGCUCCAAGGUUCCUUGAAGAGAAAACUGGUGGUGAAUCUGUCGCCGGCCAUUAACAAGAGGUCCAAUGGCAUUGCCGACUGCAGCUUCCUUGAUAUUAAGAGGAUCCGAGUGGGCGAGAAUAACCUUUCUGUGGGGCAAGGUGGACACUGUGGCAACAAUUGCCCAAACCAGCCGGUGUUGGGAACUUUGACGGCUGAACAAGGCGCUCAGAGGAAAGUCAGCAGCCCAACCGGCAACACCCACUCGAACGCAAACGGGAUGUUCAACAUGACUCUGAAGGAGGUCAAGAAAGAGCCCGGUGAAACCAGCUCUUGCAGUAAGCACUUGGAUGGGCAGGGCUCCCAGGGCAAUCCUUUCCCCAUUCGAUACGGAGAAGACGCAGGGGAACAGUUGAUGGACCCGGAACUUCAGGAGCUGUUCAAUGAGCUGACAAAUAUUUCGGUGCCGCCCAUGAGCGACCUUGAGCUGGAAAACAUGAUCAACGCCACCAUCAGUAAAGACGAGCCCUUUAGCAUUGACCUCGGGCAGCAGGUCCAGAGAGCGCCCUCGGCCAGGUCUUCCUCCUUGCAGAUGGACAAGAUGGUGAUCAAGCAAGAGUACUCGCCAGGUCUGAACCAAGCUUCUGUGGGGUCUCCCCAGAUGAGGCCUUCUUCCACAGGCCCAGCUUACACUAUGUCCGGGGCCACUAUGUCCGCCUCAUCGCCGAUUCCUUCAGCACCUCAGACUCAGACUCCUCCAUCUCAAGGGUCUUCAGUUCCCAGCCGGCCCUUGGCCAGCUGGCAGGAGGUCUCCCACGCCCAGCAGUUGAAGCAGAUCGCGGCCAACCGGCAGCAACAUGCCCUUAUUCAGCAGUGCCAGCAAAGCCAGCCGCCGUCCCCCUGGCCCGCUUUGACGUCCGCCGAACCUUCUCCAGGGUCCUUCGUCCAGGAGAAGAUCUCCAGCCCUCCUUUCCACCAGCAGCAGUUCAGCCCUCAAAGCUCCGGAAUGCCUGGGAAUGGGAACCAGCCGAAAGGGAUAAAUAGCUACCUUUACCGGCCAAGCUCCAUGCCCCAGGGGAAUCCCAUGAACAUGAUGAUGCAGCGAAAGCCUCAGGACCUCAACAGGGGUUAUAUAAGCAGUGGCCAGAUGUCUCUGGAGGAGCCUCAGAACAACAUUAAGCCUUUGUUUCAUUUCAACUCGGAGCAAGCCAGCCAGCAGAUGCCUUCCGUUUUGGGUUCCCAAAACAAGCCUUCCAUUCUGCACUAUGCACAGCAGCAGCAGCAGCCUAACUCUGCCACGGUGCAACAGCAGAACCAGCAGCAGCAGCAGCAGCAGACACGGCCACCCCAGCCUCUCCAAAGCCAGCCUCUGCAGAGGCCACCAAACAUACCCUUAGCUUUGCAGCAGAAGAUCCUGCUGCAGAAAAUGCUGCAAGGCCAGCCGGUUUCGGGGCUUCAGUACCCCGUCCCGCCUCAGCACCAGCUGGAUCAACACUCCGUGCUGAGCCAAAGCGCAGGCCCCAAUCCAACGUCAAACGCCUGCACGAAUCCAAAUGCUGCGAGCAGCUACAUGAACUCACCUCAGCAAGCUCUGCUGAAUCAGCAGCUGAAGCAGCAACUCCUUCUGCAGCACCAGCAGCAGCAACAAAAGAUACUAACUGAAGCAGAGAAAAUGACUCCGCAAGAUCAGCUGAACCGGCACUUGACGAGGCCCCCGCCAGAUUAUAAAGACCAAAGAAGGAACCAGGUCAACAUGCAGCAAACACAUCAGUAUUCAGGUGGAUCGCCAGCCGUGAGCGUCGGCUCCAACCUCUGCUUUUCCAACUCUAUUUCAACUUCAAGCCUCUCGCCACAGGCAUCCGGUCUUUUGACCACCACUCACGGAGCCAGAAUGCCUUCUCUCCCGACGACGCGCCACAUGGUCUGCUACGGGAACAUUCCUUGCAGCCAACCGAGCGCGUACAGCGUGGCUGCAUCGGGCGCGAACCAAGUGUCGCAGCACAGGAACCCGAACCAAAUGAUCUCCAGCCAGCAAAGCAAUUCCGCAGCGUCUCGGCAAGGGCCGCCGGGGCAAGGCAGUAAUAAUAACCUGUCGGCAUAUGAUGGUGGGCCCGGGAUCAGCUCUCAGCAAGGCAAACUCAGCUUGAACCAAGGGACUUCUUCUGCACCAAGGCCUCCGAACGUCAUGGUCAACUCAAAUUCGGCAGCUCAGACCUGGGCCUCACAAGAAACAGGAGCGAAGCAGCAGGAAACACGCAAGGCCGUGGGGUCCCCUUUCCCCGUGGGCAGCCCCUAUACAAACCAGCCGCUGCAGCGCACAUCUGCCCACCAGCAGUUUCCCCAGCGCGCCAUGGGGCCUGCUCCUAACCAGCUGGCCGCCCCCCAGAUGAGAACACCCACGAGCCAAAUGAACCAAACUCUAAAUGGGCAAGCGGCUGGGGCGCAAAAAUCCCUGGGGGCAAGGCCUGGCCAGGUACGGGCUCAGACAGUGCCACACUUAAAUGCACCCGGGGUGAGCAUGGCAGCGCCGAACUCAUUGCCGUCAAACCAUUUCCCAUCUAGUAGUAGCCAGGCUUCUGCCAGGGCCUACCAGGGAACCGACCACGCCAGCGACCUGGCGUUUGAUUUUCUGAACCAGCAAGGUGACAGCAUUGGGCCUGCCCUCAACAGCGAUCCAGACUUCAUCGAUUCUUUGUUAAAAACAGAGCCGGGUAACGACGACUGGAUGAAGGACAUCAACCUUGAUGAAAUCCUAGGUGGCCACUCCUGAGGUGGAGCAGCAGGCGGUUGCAAACUCACGGAGCGGGUGGCGGCAGCUGUGGUUUUUGGUUCUUUUAAGGCCCAAAAGCCAGGAUUGCACUCCACAAAAGUUUUUCAGAGGGAACGUGUCUUUGGAGUGUUUUCAAGAAAACCAAACUUUGCUCUCCCAAUGGUUAAAGGGGUUCCUCGUGGUCGGCAAUGAGGAGCAAAAGAAGUGUCUGCGCCCG